AUGGUGGCGGAGGUCUCUGGUGAUGGGCCUUGUGCACUUGAAGAUCCUGAUCACAUCAUCAUCAAGGAUUGUUGGUUAACCACUGGUACACCUUCCAACAGCGACAUUCACGACAAGCUAGAAGAUCUUGCAAGGGAUCCAUUCUUUGUAGGCUACAAUCCAAGCAACUCCACGCCCAUUUUUCAUUUUCCUGACAAUCAUACAUCUCAGCCUCUUGCAUCUUUUGACGACAUCAUAUUAGCUGGACACCCAGACGUGGAUGCCUUAUAUAAUAGGGCAAACACUGGUUGGGAUGACAUACAGUUCUUGUCUGGAAUUCCAAUACGAGACCAUCAUCUUUCACCAUCCUUGACCCUUGUGCCAUCUAUCGCACAUCCUCAGAUGCUUAUUCAGGACACAACCAAAGUUAUCAUGAGUGCUGCUGGAGUUUCAGAGUUGGCAGAGUUAGCAGCCUUGGAGGACUGUACACAUUAUCACAUGGCCAUGAAAACAGUUGGGGUAGAACGUGUGUGGUUUUCCUGUGUAUGUGAAAUGCUAGAUGGGAUCAUUGGUGUUUUACUUGGCCUUCAGAAUGGUUACAUGAGACGUGGUCUCAUUCAUUGCGACGUUAGUGAUGGCAAUUCAUGGCUUCAAGUCAAGGCUGCUUUGCCCCAUUUUGCUGUCCCAGAUUGGCCCAUCGACGCAAUGGCUGAAGACGUUCAAGAUGGAGACACGGUUAAGACCACAAAAUCUCUUACAGGGACUUAUCCUUACCAAGCUAUAGGGAGAAUUUUACAGCCUGAAGUACCACACAAUUACAUCCACAAUUUGGAGUCUGUUUUCUGGAUGCUAUGGUUGAUCAUGAUUAACUGCGAAGGUCCCUACUGUCUGCAAAUUGACUGGGUUGAGAAAGAGAAGGAAACUGCUGCAGCAGAGGUUGACAAAGCACCUGCAUCAUUAAAGGGCUCAGCAUCUCAGAAGUAG
Molecule: messenger RNA, 963 nt
Organism: Serpula lacrymans var. lacrymans S7.9
Lineage: Eukaryota; Fungi; Basidiomycota; Agaricomycetes; Boletales; Serpulaceae
Exons: 4
Coding region: 1-963 (320 amino acids)
Source: RefSeq, a predicted model, not a curated record